AAAGUUAGAGUAGAUGAAUCAACAAUAAUAAGAAUUUUACAAAAAAGUAAAAAAAUACUUAGUACUGAUAUUACUCGCCCAGAUACUAAACAUCAUAAAUCUGUAAUAAUUCCUGAACUUGAGCUUGUUUUAAAAAAAUUCAUUUUAAUUUAUCAAAGUAAAGCUAUUUUAAAUAAAACAAUUUUAGUUGAAAGAACAAAACAAUUAGCUGAAGGUUUAGAUGUUUUAGAUAGAAUAUUAAAAUUUUCAGCUAGGUAG
This is a messenger RNA of Racocetra persica, 258 nucleotides long. The record is from the annotation of a GenBank genome assembly. NCBI's taxonomy places the organism in Eukaryota, Fungi, Glomeromycota, Glomeromycetes, Diversisporales, Gigasporaceae.